This is a messenger RNA of Elephantulus edwardii (Cape elephant shrew), 1689 nucleotides long. RefSeq names its product membrane protein, palmitoylated 7 (MAGUK p55 subfamily member 7) (gene MPP7). Gene Ontology annotation, biological process: protein localization to adherens junction. Bases 79 to 1689 code for a protein of 536 amino acids. Gene Ontology annotation, cellular component: plasma membrane; cell-cell junction. The record is from RefSeq and is a predicted model, not a curated record. Lineage: Eukaryota; Metazoa; Chordata; Mammalia; Macroscelidea; Macroscelididae. Gene Ontology annotation, molecular function: protein binding. The transcript has 15 exons.
UAUGAGCUGUUGGCAGCUCUGCCAGCCCAGCUGCAGCCACAUGUGGAUAGCCAGGAAGACCUGACCUUCCUCUGGGAUAUGUUUGGUGAAAAAAGCCUGCAUUCACUGGUGAAGAUUCAUGAAAAGCUACACUACUAUGAGAAGCAGAGCCCUGUCCCUGUCCUCCAUUCAGCAGCAGCCUUGGCAAAUGAUCUGGCGGAAGAGCUUCAGCAAAAGCCAUUAAAUAGCGAGACCAGAGAGCUGUUGAAACUGCUGUCAAAACCCAACGUCAAGGCUUUGCUUUCUGUACAUGACACUGUGGCUCAGAAGAAUUAUGAUCCAGUAUUACCCCCUAUGCCUGAUGAUAUUGAUGAUGAAGAAGACUCAGUGAAAAUAAUUCGACUGGUCAAAAAUAGAGAACCACUGGGAGCAACCAUUAAGAAGGAUGAGCAGACUGGGGCCAUUGUUGUGGCUAGAAUCAUGAGAGGAGGAGCUGCAGAUAGAAGUGGUCUUAUUCAUGUUGGUGAUGAACUUAGGGAAGUGAAUGGGAUUCCUGUAGAGGAUAAAAGGCCUGAAGAAGUAAUACAGAUUUUGGCUCAGUCCCAGGGAGCAAUUACGUUUAAGAUUAUACCCAGCAUCAAAGAGGAGACUCCAUCUAAAGAAGGCAAGGUGUUUAUCAAAGCCCUCUUUGACUACAGUCCUAGUGAGGACAAAGCAAUUCCAUGUAAAGAAGCUGGACUUGCUUUCAAAAAAGGAGAUAUACUUCAGAUUAUGAGCCAGGAUGAUGCAACAUGGUGGCAAGCAAAGCAUGAAGGAGAUGCCAAUCCAAGAGCUGGCCUGAUUCCCUCCAAGCACUUCCAGGAAAGGAGAUUGGCCCUGAGAAGACCAGAAAUAUUAGUUCAACCUUUGAAAAUUUCCAACAGGAAAUCAUCUGGAUUUCGAAGAAGCUUUCGUCUUAGUAGAAAAGAUAAAAAAACAAAUAAAGCCAUGUAUGAAUGCAAGAAGAGUGAUCAGUACGACACAGCUGAUAUACCUACAUAUGAAGAAGUGACCCCAUACAGGCGACAAAGCAAUGAGAAAUACAGACUUGUUGUUUUGGUUGGCCCUGUAGGAGUAGGGUUAAAUGAACUGAAAAGAAAGCUGCUGAUCAGUGACACACAGCACUAUGGCGUGACAGUGCCACACACUACCAGAGCGAGAAGAAGCCAGGAGAGUGAUGGCGUUGAAUACAUCUUCAUUUCCAAGCAUUUGUUUGAGACUGAUGUUCAAAAUAACAAGUUUAUUGAAUAUGGAGAAUAUAAAAACAACUACUAUGGCACCAGUAUAGAUUCAGUUCGGUCAGUGCUAGCUAAAAACAAAGUUUGCCUGUUGGAUGUUCAACCUCAUACAGUAAAGCAUUUAAGGACACUAGAAUUUAAGCCCUAUGUGAUAUUUAUAAAGCCUCCUUCAAUAGAACGUUUAAGGGAGACCAGAAAAAAUGCAAAGAUUAUUUCAAGCAGAGAUGACCAAGGAGCUGCCAAACCCUUUACAGAAGAAGAUUUUCAAGAAAUGAUUCAGUCUGCACAGAUAAUGGAAAGUCAAUAUGGUCAUCUUUUUGACAAGAUUAUAGUAAAUGAUGAUCUCACCAUGGCCUUCAACGAGCUCAAAACAACUUUUGACAAAUUAGAGACAGAUACCCAUUGGAUCCCAGUGAGCUGGCUUCACUCAUAA